Daldinia childiae is the source of this 3063-nucleotide messenger RNA. Its product is annotated as Transcription factor tau subunit sfc4. The coding region runs from base 1 to 3063 and encodes 1020 amino acids. Gene Ontology annotation, molecular function: protein binding. The record is from RefSeq and is a predicted model, not a curated record. Lineage: Eukaryota; Fungi; Ascomycota; Sordariomycetes; Xylariales; Hypoxylaceae. Gene Ontology annotation, biological process: transcription by RNA polymerase III. The transcript is spliced from 5 exons. Gene Ontology annotation, cellular component: transcription factor TFIIIC complex.
AUGCCAGUCAACACAGCGCUCCAAGUGAUAGCUGUAGAAGACGAAGCAGAUCCGAUGGAUUCCGCUACCGACGCGCUCCUAGAGCGACAGAAUCACCUCAAUUCGGAAAAUCCCAUGCCAAAACUCCGUCCUAUGCGUGGGCUUAUCAGAAAGUACCUUCGUGCUGAUAUCAAGCCAGACCGUCCUCGAGGUGGCCACGGUGGUCGAGGCGCUAAGAAGCGAGGACCCAGGAAGGCUGCCGAGCCAACUGGCGAUAUUAAAUAUCGCCUUAAUAUGGCAUCAAAUGCGUACAUGGAUGGGCGUAUUGAUGAAGCAAUCGACUUUGUAAAUGAUGCUAUUCGUAUAAAUGCUGAGACUUAUCGGGCUUGGGUUCUCCUAGCUUCGUUACGCCAGGAGAAAGGUGAUAGAGAGGGGCAUUUCCAUGCACGGCUGUUCGCCGCGCAUCUACAGCCAAAAAUCAUAGACGAGUGGCUUCAGUGCGCAGAGCUAGCCAUUGCUCUUCGAGAGGAAUUUCCAGACCAGGCAGAUGAGUAUCUCGACAAUGCUGACAAACUUUACUCGAGAGCCCUAAGAAUCGACAGCAAGCAUAGCGGAGCACGUCAUGGGAGAGCCGCGGUACGUUUUGAAAUGGGCCACCUUAAGUCAGCAGUCAAAGACUAUGCCGCCUUAGUUGAGCAGUGCCCAUUCGAUAUAUAUGCCAUCCGUAGUUAUGCUGAAAUAUACGUUCUGCUCGCGGACACCGGAAACCCCCGGUUUGCAGACGGCCCUAGCAAGGUCAUAGAGGCAUAUCGACGUUGCAUCGCCCACUUUCGAGUAAAUGGAUUUGAUCUUCAAUAUCCCUUUGACUGGCAAGACAUCAAAAUCUUCGUCGAACUUCUUGCGUAUAUUGAACACUUCGAAGAUGCUAUUCAUGAGCUAAGAUCAUUAUCAAGGUGGCUCCUAACUCGAUCGGAUGAGGCGUUUUGGGAUAGCCAAGGGGACGACUGCGAAUGGGAUGAAGAUAGCACGCGACGAUUAGAAGUAGGACAAUAUCAAGAUGGAAAGCAUCCUAUUUCAUCUUACGGCAAAGGUCUUCCACUGGAACUAAGAGCAAAACUUGCUGUGUAUCGCCUCAAACUUGGUCAAGAGGAUGAAGCUAUGCGUCACUUAGCGUUUAUUGAUCCAGAUAUUCUUCAUACGCCUGAACUACUCCUAGAGCAUUCGCAUCUCAUGAUUGAUGCAGCUUCGGCAUUGUACGAGACGGGCCGCCUGCCCAUGGCCUUACGCUUUUAUGAACCGCUCCGAGAACCUGACCUUCUUGAUACCGAGUCUCUUAUCCGGGCAGGUCAGUGUUAUUUGGACGCGGGAGAUAAAAGACAGGCCGAAGAGUGUUUUACAACUGCCAUCGAUCAGGAUGAAGCUAAUAGCGAAGCUUGCAUCGAUGCACGCUACGAAUUAGCAAAGAUGUACGAAGCCGCAAGAGAAGAAAGAGAGGCCUAUAUCCUUGUAAAUGAAGCCAUAAAACUACAGGAGGCCCACGAUCAAGCUCGUGAAGAGGCCCGUGGAGACGACGAAGAUUUGGGAGAGGAUAAUGAUGAAGGUCGGGUGUCAGACGACGAUACUUCGCUACUCGAAACCGCCUUGGGGCGUGUCACUGGAGAAGAUAUAAGUGCAAACCCAAAGAGAGUCAAGCGCCUACUCAAACCAAAGGGCGAGAAACCGAAGCUGCUAAAGCCCAAGUCAAAGCCGAAGGAACGUAGACCCAGAGCACAACCAGAUCCAUCAAGGAGACGGCGCAAGGUGUUUGGUCACACUGAUGAAAUGCAAUUGGAAGAGAGGAGAAGGGCGGACGAGUUAUCCGAAGCAUGGAAGGUCGUGCGUGACUCUCGAAUUUCGACCAAAGCUGAUUCUAAUGGCCCAUCCAAUGCAUUUUUAUCCGCAGCUCGACUCCUUGUUGAUGAUUUUAGAUCGUACAAGGAUUUCUAUAGUUGGGAUAAGUAUCUGGCGCAUCUUGGCAUAAAUCAGGCCCGUGAGAAGGUCGAAGCCCGAAAAGGAAAUCCAAACCUUCUAGCCAUGGCCGAACGUUUAUCCAACAACCUAAAUCCAGAGGACUCUGGCGCCGAGAAGCAGAUCAAGGUAGCCGUGAGCUAUCGAGGUGUCUCGUUUGCCGAGUGGCUUGACCUUUUCCUCGAAUAUGCCAUCGGUCUAGCCCAAGUCGGGAGAUUUCAGGAUGCUUAUAAAGUAUGCGAAUCUGCUCGCGAUACCACGAUAUUCUCCAAGUCUAAAGAGGACGUGUUCUUAAUACACGUAACGUGGGCUGCAUGUGCAUUACGUAGUAGAGACGAGGAGACGUGUGUAGCCACAGCUCGUUGGCUCAUGAGGGAGUAUCAGUAUGAUACAGAUCCUUUCCGGAUGUUCUCUACCUUAUCCAGAUUAUGUCCAUCGCCAGCAUCAUGGUAUGCCUCUGGUCCCGUCCAGAAGUAUAUGCUACGACAGAUCAAGCUCAUGGACCGCGCUAUUACCGCGGCGGCAGGGGCUGAAGACAGCGGGGACGAAGAGGGUGUACCUAGCGGCAGGGUAUACCCAAGUAAGGAGUUGGACAUCACGUUGUUAAUGCUUUACGGACAUAUUUUGUUUAUAUCGAACAGCUUUACUUACGCGUUAAACUACUUCAUGAGAGCCUAUACUCUAGAUCCGACCAACAGUAUGGUCAUUCUUAGCGUGGGCCAUUGCUAUGUCCACUACGCAUUGAAGAGGCAAGCCGAGAACCGGCAAUUCCUCUUAACCCAAGGUUUCUUGUUUCUACACCAAUACUACGAGCUCAAAGUAGCCUCGCCGAGCGCGGCGCAGCGACAGGAAGCUCAUUACAAUCUUGCGCGUAGCUACCACGCCAUCGGCAUCCCACAUCUUGCCGUUGAGUACUACCAGCGUGUACUUCGGGAUGUGCCCGACGACUCCGGGAAUGGUAUCAUGGGCAGAGACGAUCUUACCCAGGAGGCGGCGUAUAACCUCCAGCAGAUUUACUGGGCGGGUGGUGAUGUGGGGGCUAUUAAGGGGAUCGGGGAGAAGUAUUUGAUCCUUUAA